This is a messenger RNA of Spirodela intermedia, 9051 nucleotides long. The record is from the annotation of a GenBank genome assembly. Lineage: Eukaryota; Viridiplantae; Streptophyta; Magnoliopsida; Alismatales; Araceae.
AUGGGGGAAGAGACGGUGACUGUGAUGGUGGAUCGAUGGGGAUAUCCGGUAAGGACGUCGUCGGAGGCCUGCAUCUCCGCCAUCAACGCCUACUACAACCAGGUCAGCGCCUCCCCUCGCCCUCGCCCUCGCCCUCGCCUUCACCUUCGCCCCCGGCGAUGACCGCCGAUUCCGCCUCUUUUGCUGGUACAUUCUGCCUCUGCUGGUGUUGAUGCUGAUGGAUCUACGGAUGACAUUGAAUGAAGGUUCUCUCUUAUGGGAGGAAUCGGAAGGUGAUCCUCGAGGCGGCGCGGGGGGAUCCGGAGUGCGUUCUGGCCAACGUCCUGGCGGCGCACUUCGCCUCCUCAAAAAUGCCUUCCGCCACGUCGUCGUAUCUCAAUUCUGCCGCUUCUCGCCUGGUGAGCGACGUCCUCCUUCCUGGAACUGUUACCUCUCGAUUAAUCCUUGCGGCCACCGUCUGUCUCUUGUUGUUUCACAUGUAUGGAGCCUUUUUCUUUCCCCUGUUUGGUUGAAGGAGAGCGCCACUUCGUAUGAGAAAGCGGUUUUCAGAGCAGUCUCCUGCUUGCUGUCAGAGGACAGGGACGACGAGGCUGCCGUCAAAAUCCACAGCGAGGUAAUCGCCAAUGAUAGUUUUUCCGUGCUCUCCUUUCUAUUAUGGUUCUGUAUCUUCGUCGUCCGGUAGAAUCAGGCUGCUCCAGUCGGCAAAAACCCAUCUCUCAUUCUCGCAGUCAUUAUCGCGGAUCUAGUUUUGUGGUGUUCAUUUCAACGUUUUACGUAGGCAAGGAGGUUCCAAUCCAAAAUUUUCCAUUCCUAUUCGUAUGUAAACGAUCCCAAUGGUCACCGUUUUUGAAAAAGGUUCUCAUACGGAUCAGAUUCUUUGCAGCCUGAAGAAACAUUUACCGGAAAACGGACGAUUGAUAUAUUCUCACUUCUUAGGUUAGGAGACAUCACCAUUUCAUGCUAUUUCCUAAACUAAAUGUCAUGUUUGCGAAGGGAUAGCCUCUUUUUCCCACCCUAGUAGCUUUUCUUUCACUGAGUUUUCUAAAAUUUUCUUCAAUAUGACUUGGAGCCAUAGCCAUCAAGUUGAUGGAUCCCUUCUGCAUUGGAGGAGAUAUAGUUCUGAUCUUGUGCAUGACAUGAUAUUCCUCAUGAUAAGCCAGUUGGUACUCAUUCAUAAUCUGGCAAUAAGAAAUGAAGCUCAAUCCUUUCACUCCUCUAUCAUUUUCAUUGUUCAUAAGUGAUUGAUUCCGUAGCAAAACUCUCAACCUAUCACUAAGACUUAAAAGCAUGGACUGGCAUUGGAUGAGUCAAAUGUAAUUUGAUUGGCUAGAUCUUGCUAUUAUUUCAUGAGUUGUUGGAUUAGAUGUUCGAAUUUAUGUAAUUGUCUCAAUAGUGUUGUAGUGUAGGGUUUUGUGCAGCCCAAGAUUAGGUGAUUCUUAUCUUGGGCAACUCAUUUUUUUCAUUGUGGAGAAAAAAACAAUCCAAGAUCGAAUCACGUGGAAAAAACAUAGUAUGAGUUUCGGAAGUUGGUUUUUUUAUGAAAGAACAUAGAUUUUCUGAUGUCAGCCAAUUUUCAUUUAAUUUGUACCCCAUAUCCAUGUUUAUCUUUCCCAUUAGUGGCUGGUUAAAGCUAGUCUUGAUUGAUUAUGUUCAUGCUUGGAUGGCUAGCAUAUCUUUCCCAUUAGUGUGUAGAGAUGAUGUCUCAAAGUUGUAAUGAUCAAUGUUAGAUCUUCCAUUGUUUAUGAAUUGGUGGGUUUUUGUCUGGGAUAAUGCCUAUUGUCAUGGACCUUUUCUUUUCUAAAAUAGGAUGGUGCUGCAUAUGUUUUAAUUUUUGACAAUAAAGGGUGGCAAGUCAACUAUCAAGCUAAAAGGGAAUUAUAUCACAAUGAAGGGUGCCAUAAAAUCCUUAUAGCAUCAAGUUUGACAUUUAUUACUCUAUGAAUUUUACAUCCCAAAGGUUAGAAUGCAGUACAUCAUUAGAGAAAAGAAAUUAGCUCUUUUUUUAAAAUGAUCUUUUGGGAUUCGGAUACAGCCUUUGAACUAGGUUAGGUUAGAAUUACUCUUACUUUUUUGUUUCAUUAUACGUCAACAUUGUGUGUUCUAUGUUCAUGUUCAGAUGAGCUGCAUCAACAAGUAGUUAGAACAGUAUUUUGCCAAAUUUAGACUGCCAUUUUUGUGGAGCUGUAAAAGUUAUAUUGGGUGAGAGAAUCCAACCAAAUACAAGGAGAUUAGAUGAUUUUCAACUGUGCUGCCUAAUUUUUCAAACCUUAGUUUAGAUGUUGAUGCAAUCAAAUGAUCUUUUCAAAGAAUCUACAAGACAAUUUCGCUUCUACUCAAAAUUUUGUUCUCUAAGAUUUUCACAAGACUUGUUGUCGAAAUUAAAUGUGGUAUGUUAUGUUAUUGUCUAGUGUUGAAAUGAAGGCAUCAUGAUAGAGGCAAUGUUAAAGUGAAUAUAAUAUGUCAAUUCUUUGUGAUUUUCUCAUCUUUAUUUUAUCUUUUGUUGUAAUUUCUAUCUAGUAAAUAAUUAUGUUGAACACACGAGACAUCAACUACUUAUAAAAGUAAACUUUUGAGUUCCUUUUUCAUUGUAUUUUGUAGGUCUGUGUUCUGUCACACUAAUUUGACCAUGUUUCUAUUCUAUGACUAUUUUCGCAGGUUUUAAAAGAGUUUCCGAGGGACCUUGUCUCAUUGAAGAGAGCUCAAAUACUAUGCUUUUACAUUGGUCGGCCUGAUUUAUCAUUUAAGCUUGUUGAACAGGUUGGAUGAGCUUGAAAGGCUACCUAAUACAACUAUUUAAAUUUGGGUAAACCAAUAGGUUAUAAACUUAUUUUAUGGUUUUGUUAUUUGGGUUAGAGCACCUCUUAGUUUAACUUUUGAUUUGGGUUUUACAUGCCUCUGAUAUCCAUGCCAUGUAUUUAGGGCCUGAGCUUUCUACGAAGGGAUAAUGCAUUUUGUUUCAUAAUUUCAUAGAUCAUGGUCAUUUCUUAAAUUGUUUGACGCAUUAAGAAAGAGGGCAUUCACAAUGGUUUGUAGUUAACAUGACAAUGUAAGGCUAGUGAUUACUAUUUGAACUUGAUUAUUUUAUCCUCUGAUUUCUAGCUUCAAUUUUCAAGAUUUUUUUGUUCAUGUUAUUUGUUAAAUCAUAUUUUUACUAUAUCAUUGAAAAUAUUUGCUCCUAUGCUUUUAUUGUCAUGCAAACUAUAUGUUCUCAUGUUGUCGUUCACAUGUUAUUAAAUAGGCAUUAACUCAAAAUGAGCAAGUGGGAUAUAUCCAUGGAAUGCGCGCUUUUGCAUUACUAGAGCUUGGGAGAAUGUCUGAUGCUGAGAAGUCUGCAUGGAGAGGAUAUGCACUUAAUAAGGAUGACUUUUGGGCACAACAUAAUGUAAGUCAACUUUCAACUGUGCAAUAGCACACCUAAUAAGUAUAUCCUAUUUGUUUGUAUGCUGAGCACAUGGAUCUUUGCGGAAUGUAGUAGAAUACACCUGAUAGUGGUUUUUAAUGUGUUUUCUUACCAUUUGAGUUAGAGAAGUAAUCAGUUUCAUAUGCAGUAGUUAUGUUUAAAGUUGUGAUUUGGUGAAAUAUUCAAAUUUCUCAAUGACUUGUGUUUAACUAAUAACAUAAGCUAUUGUGCUUGCUGAUUAUAAUUCGUUUGUUCUAACAUUUAUAAAUGUGGUUUUUAUUCAAAGUCCAAAAUGCUUCAAAAGAGCUGAAACAAUCAUAUAUUUAUCAACAAAUGGUUCUAAAUUUGAUUAUUGCCUCAAAUUUUUCCUAUUAGAAUCAUUGGGUCAUAAAAUUGAAAACCAACUAGCAAUACACCUCCCUACAAUUAGAAAUAUGGAGCUAUCUAUACUAUCUUCAUUUUACAAGUUCUUGUAAGCUUAUAAAUCCCUAGUAUCCCUGAAAGGUAGCAAGAAAUAGGAAGACAAACCUUUUCUCUAGUUCAUUUGUCCAACUUUUUAUGUUCCUUACUAUCAUGUUUUAGAAAUACGUAAGUAUCAACUUAGUCCUACAACUAAUUUAUUAUCUCUUAAAAUAUCAGGCUAAUGUUGAGGCUACUCCAUAUGUGGUUGUCUUCAUUCUUAGCUUAGUUCCAAGGCAAUUUCCAUAGUAUAUAUUUUUGGUAACUUUACAAAGGUCCACAUGACAUAUGCAUAUUUGUAGCAGCUAAUUGCCCAAGGGCAUCGUGUCAAGAGAAGUUGAAUCUAAAAAGUGAGAUGAAUCAUGAUAAGUUGCAUCAUAAAAGCUUAGUUACCUAAAGUGAAGAAACAACAAAAGGCAUUGUUAGAGAGAGGGUAAACAUAGAUGUAGGUUGUAAUUUGGUUCAACACAAUGACUUAUUUGAUUUGUGAGAAAUAGAUGCAGUUGCACAACCAAUUGGGCAUUCAUUGAAUUUUCUUACAUUUUUACUAUUGAUCUCUGCAUGCUCUGUAGUUAUGUCUUUUUAUGUCAUAAUGUCUCUUUUAUUGACCUGCGUAUGUACUUUUUGAAUUUCUUUGCAGUUAUGCCAUGUCUUACAAAAUGAUUGCCGUUUCAAGGAGGCUGUAGAUUUCAUGGAAGCAUGUUCUCCUUCUUGGGUGGAUUGUUGCUCAUUUAUGUAUGUUUUUUCUACAUUACUUAAUGGCUUGUUUCUAUGCGACCUUGGUAUGAGAAAAAGUGGAUCAUUUUUCUAGGUACACCCAUAAUUGGUGGCAUGUUGCUGUAUGUUAUUUGGAAGGCCAUUCUCCAUUAGAAAAGGUCAUUGAGAUUUAUGAUCAUUAUAUCUGGAAAGAGUUAGAGAGGAAUGAUGCUGAUUGUGAAGAGGUAUUUUUUAAAUUAUUCAAUGUAGUAACCUUAAAUUAGAACAUUUAUACUUCUCUCAAGUUUUUAGGUGUAUGUGAAUGCUCUAGGUUUGUUAUUGCGGGUCGCCAUACGUGGUCAAAUGAAGUGUAUAAGAGAUCGGGUAAAAAUAGUGGCAAGUAAAUUUAUGACAAAGGUAUAUGCUUAUUACAUAAUAUUUUCUUAGAAAAGCUCUUUUUUGGAAAAUAUAAAGCACUUUCAUACUCGCUCUGAUAUCAUCCAAGUUGUCAUCAUCAUCCAUCAAAUCUCAAUAAAUUCUGGUCAGGAGGGACAAAUUACUCCAUUGUUUACAUUCUCUAUAGAAUUCUUAUUAGCUUUAUCUCAUUACACUUCUUUCACUUGAUUUAUUUGUAUUUCUCAAUCUAUUCAUGGUUGAUACUUGAAAAGAUGAAAUUUUUUAUGCAUGGUAUAUAACUUAAUUGUCUUAAUCUCUCUUCAGUUUUUCUAUUGUUCUACCUUUGACGACAUACCUUUCUCUGCAUAUAAUAUUUUUUAGUUUAGUGUGAAAUUUUUGGAGAAUCUAUUAAGCUCUAUUGUUGCAAGGAGUUACGAUUCUUAACUUUUGGUACAUGGGAUAAUUUUUUCUCAUUCUUGGGAAAACCUAUAUGAUUACUUUUAUUAACAUUGAAUUUUACCAAAUGUUCCUCAUAAGUUCUUGAUGAAUAUAUUUGUUGUUGUAUGUAUGUUUCUCAUGAAAAAAUACUUUGUGUUUCUAGACCUUUUAUUAGGUCGAACCCUUUUUCCAAUAUGAAUGAGUUUACUUGUUAAAGACUAUCACUUGAAAUGUUGACAUUAAUUAUGGCAAUUUCUCUGCCCUCUCUUUAAUUGUAUGUGAAUCGACUUAACAUGAUGCUGAUGGAAUAAAUGGGUUGUGUUGAAUCGAAAUAUGUUUACGUUAUAGUCAUUGUUAAAUUUUUGUUACUUUACUAAAUGGGAUAAUAUAUAUCCAUAUAAACAUAUCCCUCACAUUAAUCAAGUUCAUAUGAAAUGUUGGGUUAUGGAUUCAUUGAAUCAUAUUCUAAGUCUAUGAUGGUAAAGUGAGUUUAAAUCAAUGACUCUCCAUAGGAUACAAAACUUUUCUAAGAUAAUGAUUCACAUCUCACAUCAGACAAGCCUUGCGAGGGGAACAUUUUUCUUUAAAUGUAUAAGUUUUGAUUGGUUACCUAAUUAUCAUGGAUCAAGUACAUUCAACAUUUCUAAUGAUAUCUAUAAUCAAUUGAGAAAUGUUGCUUUACAUGGUGUUUGCAGUCUCAUUGGCAUGUGGAGUGGUUGCUUGAUAUCUUAGCAAUCUGGGCCUUGGCUUGUACAAAGGAAAUAAAGAAAGCAAAAGAUUUACUCGACUCUAUGAAAUUCAAGUAAGAUGGGCAUGUGUAUUGGAUUUCAUACAAUAAAUUUUUCUUCUAUGAGACUUUAAGAUGUCCUUAUUUUUUAGGGUUUCUUAUUUGAAUAAGAAGAAACAACAUCCACUCCAAAAAGGAAUAUUGGUUUGCAAGUCUUCACUCUUUCUAUUGACUUGUUGCCUUUUAUAGUUUAUUUUGAUUCAUCAUUCAUUAGAUAUUUUUAUGUAAAGAUAAUUUCAGUUUUUUGGAUUAAUUAGUCAACAACGUGUAGUAUAGAAUUAUUUUGACUUUUCAAUUUUUGAUUGUGUUUUUUUUUGUCUAUUGUUCUACCUUGCAUUCCCAAGUUAUUUGUCUAUUUUUGUGCUUCAUGGAAGUUAUUAUAGUAAUUUUUUGUCGUUGUUAUGCUAACAGUAACAAGAAAGUAGAGUAUGAUUGAAAAAGCAUGACGAUGAAGAAUAAAACUCAAUAUGUAGAUAUGGUUUUAAGAUAGAAAAUCAGUGAGAGAAAUGAGGUUAAAUCAAUGGUUAGUUGGUGUGUGUGGCUUCAUGUAAGACUGUCAUAUAGAUAACCUUGUAAUCUUCAACAACACCUUACGAAUCCCCAAUCUCACAAAGAGAUGAUCCAUGAUCUCUUAAGAAACACAUAAUGCAUUUGAUUUUGACAUUAAUAUGCAUAAUUUCCUGUGGUUUUUGUUGUCUUCUAGUGUUUAUUGUCUGUGAGCACUUGCUUUCUUCCUUGUGUAUUGUUUGACUUUCUUCUGAUAAGAUUAUAUCAUCUAUAGAUUUCAUACUUCUAUAUAUAUAUAGGAAGAGAGGGAGAGAGAUGUAAUAUUUUUGUCAUUGAACAAUAGUCUAGUAGACAUAAAAUCAAUUUAGUUACUCUUAUUCUGACCCAAUGAACUUCGUAUAUCAUCGUUCAGUUGAAUCUAAGAUGUCUAAUGAGAUCACUCUAAAUUUGGUAGUAAUCUUAACUUUUUGUGAAAUAAAUUGUGUGAAAUUUUGUGCCCACCAUCCUCAACUCAGAUUAGUAAUUUUCAGGUAUUUAAAUUCCUUAAAGGUAGAUUUUUUUGCCCACGUAUCUGUCCAAAUGUAUCAUUUCCCUCUAACAAUGUAUCAUUUUUGUAGAUAAUUGCCAUGUUGCUCCCCCCAUUGCAAGAACCUUUACUCUGUGCAAUCUCAAAUGUAUCAUGUUUGAUGUUUUCAUUCAAUCGCUGUUUGUGCUUCUAGUUUUUGUUAGAGGGUUUUCUCAUCACGAAGAUCAUCUAAACAUCAUUCAUGUGAUAAUUUUUUGAUUUCUAAAUUAUGAUCAUAGUUUUUAUAAGUGUGUGUGAGGGGGUAGGGAUAUUGUAAUAGUAUGGGGGUAUUUUUGGGAAUGAUCAUGUAAGGUUCCAUCCCCUAUUUAAGAUAAAGGUCAACAAAGGGUAAGUAGGCCAAUUUUCUGCCACUUCUACCCCCUCCUUAGUCCCACAAGAUAGAAAAGUUCUUCUUUCACUCUUGCACAAAUCAAUCCUAUUUGUAAUGUUUUUAUGAAAGACAAUGGGAUGUAGAGGGUCAAUGAUCAUUUAAUAAAAUUAAGUAUUGUUUCAUCAAAAUUCUAUGGCAUAUAGUUAGUUCAAACAAAAUAAAGUGUUGCUUUGUUUGCUUGAAGUUCAUUACUUUAUGUAGAAGAGAAAUAUAAAAUUAUUGUACUUACUUUACCAUGUUUAUUAUUUAUGUACAUAAGUUUUUAUGGAGUGAACAAUGGAUUCAAUGAACAUACUUCUUUGAUCGUCAGCUUGCAGAAGCCUUGUUUGAAUAUGGGAUAGCCAAUUACCAGAAUGCCUUUGACAUGCUUGGACCAAACUUUGAUGCCAUUGACUAUAAGGUACCUUUGUUUAGAUUCCAUUUGAAUAACUAUCAAUUAAUUUUUUCUAAUAACAAAAUGUGUCUCCACCAGAUGAUUGGUGCCUCUGAUGAACAGCUUGAUGUGUUUAAUGAAGUUUGGUAUACUAUUUUAUUAAAUGCUGGACAUGCCAACAAAGGUACGUGGAUUUGAUUUAAAUGUUUUUCAUGAAAUUUAGUUUUAAUUCCUUUGAAAUUUCCCUCCAUAUUACUGUAAAGUAGCCUCGACAUUAUUGUAAUAAUGUCUUAUUUUUGCUUUGCAUUCAAUUACAUCAAAUAUUUAUUUAUUCUUAACCAUACUUUGAGACAUAUAAGUUUAUUUUCUUAUUUGUGGCCAUAGCGAUUGAAGCAAUUGAGAAAAAAGUUAGGCAAAGGGAAGGAGCUCCAUUCUUGUGGCAGUUGUUGGUAGUUUCUAUUUUCUUAUUUUCUAUUUUAUUUUUAAUAUUUUUAUAUGGUGCAUCUACUUGUCAAUUUGGUCAUGUUUAUGUUCCUUUUUAUGGUACAAGGAUUAAGGAGACCACUUGAUCUAAACCCUCUCUCUCUCUCUCUCUCUCUCUCUCUCUCUCUCUCUCCAAUUGUCUAUAUAAUGAUGAUAUGUCCUCUUAGAUCAACUAAUUAAGGGACUUUAAUAACAAACUGGAAAAAAAAAGGCCACAUAGAAGGAACAACAUCUACAAAGGGCUAUCAAAUCCAUAAAAUGCAGGAAAUAAUCAUUCUAUCAAUAAAAUGUAUUCAAUAUUUCAUAAAUUAUUGUAUUUGCUUGUUCAAACUCCUGAAUAUCAGUAUUUUAAAUGGCAUAUGAUCUUAGCGGCUAAGUAGGAAAGGAUGACUAAAUGAUUUCUAGAAAUGAGUUGAUGCAGCUUUGUAACAUUACAUUUGAGAACUGAUUACAUUUCAUGAUUGUGUAGGAAAGGGCCUACUCCAUGGCAGGAAGAUCGGAUGCUUAUUUUGCUUCUAGCCGAGCAAAGGCUCUCGAGAUUGCUUAUUUCACAUAA